AUGUAUCUGAGCCGGGACACGGUGCUUGUGGUCUGUGCGGCCGUCGUGGUUCUGUGUGCUGUCCAACACGUCUUUGCGGUGCCAGAUCCACCGUCUUACACCACGAAGCCAUCUAUUACUUGGUGCUUGUGUGAUGGAACCACAGAAUUCUCAACCACACAGAUACCAAACACCCCAGAAACAUCAGAUUACACAACAGGAGUCCAAGAGUCAACCAAUGAAGUCUUAAAGACAACCUCUGAAGAAACAGAGUCAACCGCUGAAGUCACAGCGUCAACCGCUGGAAGCACAGAGUCAACCACUGGAGUCACAACAACAGUCGCUGAAGCCACAACUACAGCCGCUGAAGCCACAACUUCAGCCGCUGAAAGCACAGCAUCACCCGCCGAAGCCACAACUACAGUCGCUGAAGCCACAACUACAGCCGCUGAAGCCACAACUUCAGCCGCUGAAAACACAGCAUCAGCCGCUGAAGCCACAACUUCAGCCGCUGAAGCCACAACUUCAGCCGCUGAAGCCACAACUUCAGCCGCUGAAGCCACAACUUCAGCCGCUGAAGCCACAACUUCAGCCGCUGAAAGCACAGCAUCAGCCGCUGAAGCUACAACUACAGUCGCUGAAGCCACCAAUACAGUCGCUGAAGCCACCACUACAGUCGCUGAAGCCACAACUACAGCCGCUAUAGCCACAACUACAGCCCCUGAAGCCACAACUACAGUCCCUGAAGCCCCAACUACAGCCGCUGAAGCCCCAACUACAGCCGCUGAAGCCACAACUACAGCCGCCGAAGUCACAUCAUCAGCCGCUGAAGCCACAGCGUCAGCCGCUGAAGUCCCACAGCCAGCCGCUAAAGUCCUAAAGUCAUUAACUGGAGUCCGUGAGUCAGCAACGCCCAUUUGGUGUUACUGUGGAAGUACGUCUGAGCCAACAGUAUCAACAACUGAAGGCCCAGUCACAUCAACCACAGGCCGGGGCACUGCAGCCAUAGGCCCAUCAACCAUAGGCCUAGGCACAUCAACAAACGGCCCAUCUACCACAGGCCCAGGCCCAUCAACCACAGGCCCGGGCACUUCAACUAUAGGCCGAUUAACCACAGGCCCAUCAAUCACAGGCCCAGGCACAUCAACCAUAGGCCUAUCAACCACAGGCCCGUCAACCACAGGCUCAGGCACAUCAACUUUAGGCCCAUCUACCACGGGCCCAGGCACAUCAAUUAUGGGCCCAUCAACCACGGGCCCAUCAACUACAGGCCCAGGCACAUCAACUGUAGACCCAUCAACCACAGGCCCAUCAACCACAGUCCCAGGCACAUCAACUAUAGGCCCAUCAACCACAGGCCAAACAACCACAGGCCCGGGCACAUCAGCCAUAGGCCCAUCAACCAAAGGCCCAGGCAUAUCAACUAUAGGCCCAUCAACCACAGGCCAAACCACCACAGGCCCGGGCACAUCAGCCAUAGGCCCAUCAACCAAAGGCCCAGCCACAUCAACUAUAGUCUCAUCAACCACAGGCCAAACCACCACAGGCCCGGGCACAUCAGCCAUAGGCACAUCAACCACGGGCCCAUCAACCACAGUCCCAGGCACAUCAAUUAUAUUCCCACCAACCACAGAACCAUCAACCGCUGUCCCAGGCCCAUCAACCAAAGGCCUAUCAACUACAGGCCCGGGCACAUCAACUAUAGGCCCAUCAACCACAGUCCCAGGCACAUCAACCAUAGGCCCAUCAACCACGGGCCCAUCAACCUCAGGCCCAGGCACAUCAACUAUAGACCCAUCAACCACAGGCCCACCAACCACAGUCCCAGGCACAUCAGCCACAGGCACAUCAAACACAGGCCCGGGCACAUCAGCCAUAGGCCCAUCAACCACAGGCCCAGGUACAUCAACUAUAGGCCCAUCAACCACAGUCCCAGGCACAUCAACCAUAGGCCCAGGCAUAUCAACUAUUGGCCCAUCAACCACAGGUCCAUCAACCACAGGCCCAGGCACAUCAACUACAGGCCCACCAACCACAGGCCCAGACACAUCAAUCAUAGGCUCAGAUACAUCACGGACAACUGCAUCACCCACAGAGACAACUGCGACACCCAUAGAGACAACUGUGACACCCACAGGGACAACUGCGCCACCCACAGGGACAACUGCGCCACCCACAGGGACAACUGCGCCACCCACAGGGACAACUGCGCCACCGACGGGGACAACUCUGACACCACGCACCGGCGAUCCCACAGAUACACCGUCUUACACCACGGAACCAACUAUUACUUGGUGCUUGUGUGCAACCACACAGAUACCAAGCACCUCAGAACCAUCAGAUUACACAACCGGAGUCAAAGAGUCAACCGCUGAAGUCAGAACAUCAGUUGCUGAAGCCACAACUUCAGCCGCUGAAGCCACAAUUUCAGCCACUGAAAACACAAAGUCAACCACUGAAGUCACAGCAUCAGUUGCUGAAGCCACAACAGCCGCUGAAAGCACAGCAUCAGCCGCUGAAGCCACAACUACAGUCACUAAAGCCACAACUUCAGCCGCUAAAAGCACAGCAUCGGCCGCUGAAGUAACAACUUCAGCCGCUGAAGCCGCAACUUCAGCUGCUGAAAACACAAAUUCAGGCGCUGAAAGGAUAGAGUCAACCACUGAAGUCACAUCAUCAGCCGCUGAAGCCACCACGUCAGCCGCUGAAGUCCCACAGCCAGCCGCUAAAGUCCUGAAUUCAUUAAAUGGAGUCCAUGAGUCAGCAACGCCCAUUUGGUGUUACUGUGGAAGAACACCUGAGCCAUCAGCAUCAACAACUGAAGCCUCACCAUCACUUGCCCUGCCAAGUGUAAGUGAUCAAAACACUGAUGAAGGUAAGUCAACUGCUACAGUCACCUGGGCUGAAGUUACUGCAACCAACUCUGACGGUCAACCCAUUACAUGUAAAGACUCUUCAGAUGACGAAGUCAGUCUAACAGGAGGCAUGUUUGAAGUUGGAUGUCAUACAAUCACCUGCUGUGUCACUAACUUGGCUGGUCGCACUGUUUCAGAAAGCUUCACAUUCAAGGUCUCAGAUAAUGAAGAUCCAGUAGUUACCUGUCCAGAUGACAUUGAGCGAUGCACAAUGACAAAUGAUGUUGUAGUUAAUUGGCCCACACAACCAUCGGCAAUGGAUAAUGUGGAUGGUUCCAUCAGUGUUAAUGACAUCACCUGUACAAAGAUAUCAGGUGGAGUGUAUGCAACCGGAGGGACACCUGUGACAUGCAUGGCACAUGACUCAGCAUUGAACCAAGGAAUGUGUACAUUCACUAUCACAGUCAUUGCAUCAGCAUCAGCACCACCAUCACUGACCGUGCCAAGUGUAAGUGAUCAAAACACUGAUGAAGGCAAAUCAACUGCUUCAGUGAGCUGGCCAACAAUCACUGCUAUCAACUCUGACAGUCAACCCAUCACAUGUUUACCAGGUGAAGUCAGUCUAACCGGAGGCAUGUUUGGCGUCGGAUGUCACACUAUCACCUGCUGUGUCACUAACUUGGCUGGUUGCACUGUUUCAGAAAGCUUCACAUUCAAGGUCUCAGACAAUGAAGAUCCAGUAGUUACCUGUCCAGAAAACAUUGAGCGAUGCACAGUGACAGAUGAUGUUGUAGUUAAUUGGCCCACCCAACCAUCGGCAAUGGAUAAUGUGGAUGGUUCCAUCAGUGUUAGUGACAUCACCUGUACAAAGAUUUCAGGUGGAGUGUAUGCACUCGGAGAGACAUCUGUGACAUGCACGGCACAGGACUCAGCAUUGAACCAAGGAAUGUGUACAUUCACUAUCACAGUCAUUGAGAAUGUCUGGUUUUGA
Molecule: messenger RNA, 3825 nt
Organism: Patiria miniata (bat star)
Lineage: Eukaryota; Metazoa; Echinodermata; Asteroidea; Valvatida; Asterinidae
Product: mucin-5AC-like
Exons: 9
Coding region: 1-3825 (1274 amino acids)
Source: RefSeq, a predicted model, not a curated record